Xenopus tropicalis (tropical clawed frog) is the source of this 1284-nucleotide messenger RNA. RefSeq names its product tescalcin (gene tesc). Lineage: Eukaryota; Metazoa; Chordata; Amphibia; Anura; Pipidae. Gene Ontology annotation, molecular function: calcium ion binding. Gene Ontology annotation, cellular component: membrane; nucleus; lamellipodium. The record is from RefSeq and is marked provisional.
GUUCGGACAUCCUGUUAGUACAUCCCUCCCCCUACAUAGCUCAACUUCUAGCCUCUCUACUAAAAGGUUCAGGUACAGCCUAUAAGGAAAAAGUGCCGAAGUGCAAGCCGGCAGGCACAGGGACCCAUGGGAGCAGUACUCUGCCUAUCGCUACUAAUGCCGCGCUUCCUGGACUAGAGAGAGAGAGAGAGAAUAAAGAGUGAAGGAGCAGCACCGGCCCCGCAGCCACUCACAUCCCGUCAGAUCGCUCCGCAGGGGGAGCGCAAUAUCGGCUUCUCCCGGCCCGGCAUCCCCACUGGCGGAUUGGCUCCUCGGGCAGCUGCUAUGGGAUUAUCACAUUCUCACUCUGUGGAGACCCGACAACUAGUGGAAAAGACAGGCUUCUCAGCGGAACAGAUUGAACAUUUACACAAGAGAUUUAACAGUUUAAGUGGAGACCUGCUAACCAUCAGAAAAGGGCACUUGAAUGGCAUAUCAGAUUUAGAGGUGAAUCCGAUCCGAUCAAAAAUAGUAGAUGCCUUUUUUGACAAACGGAAUUUACGGAAAGGGUCGAGUGGAUAUGUAGAAGAAAUUAACUUUGAGGAGUUUCUGACAAUAAUGUCCUAUUUCCGCCCCCUGAGCCAGAAUAUGGAUGAAGAAAACAUAAGCGUGUGUCGGAAAGACAAGCUGAGAUUUCUGUUCAACAUGUAUGAUACAGACAAUGAUAGCAAGAUUACCCUGGAGGAAUACAGAAAAGUGGUAGAAGAACUCUUAUCUGGAAAUCCGAAUAUUGAAAAGGAAACUGCAAGAUCCAUUGCAGAUGGAGCAAUGUUGGAAGCUGCCAGCAUUUGUGUUGGCCAAAUGGAACCUGACCAGGUAUAUGAAGGAAUUACAUUUGAUGACUUCCUCAAGAUAUGGGAGGGAAUUGACAUUGAGACAAAAAUGCACAUCAGAUUCCUGAACAUGGAGAGCAUUCCAUCCUGUCGCUGAUCCCUGAGCCUCCUACCCACAGAUCUUAGGAGGAAUGGUUUGAUUGACGAGCAGAAGAGGGGGCAGAGCAGUUGCUAGAGAAGUGAGGGGAGACCGCGCUGGUUAGGAUACACAAGAGACCAAUCACAUGCUGUAAUGAGCAGCAGAAGGGACAUGGCAGUCUGUGGCAAUUCUGAAGCGGAGGUGACACUACAGUCUAUGCAAAUUUGUAUGUAUAUCUCGGUUCUAUAGAGUAUUUAAAACAUUGAUAAAGCUAUAUUAGCUGUAUAUGAAAUUACUGAUAUUAACAAAUCCACAUUAAAAGGUUUGUGGUUA